This is a messenger RNA of Pollicipes pollicipes, 1783 nucleotides long. Its product is annotated as delta(3,5)-Delta(2,4)-dienoyl-CoA isomerase, mitochondrial. Gene Ontology annotation, cellular component: mitochondrion. Gene Ontology annotation, molecular function: delta(3,5)-delta(2,4)-dienoyl-CoA isomerase activity. The record is from RefSeq and is a predicted model, not a curated record. The coding region runs from base 89 to 994 and encodes 301 amino acids. The transcript has 6 exons. Lineage: Eukaryota; Metazoa; Arthropoda; Thecostraca; Pollicipedomorpha; Pollicipedidae.
GGUGCAAAUUCGCGUCUCGUCUCCAUCGCCCAUUCUGCUAUUUUGUUUCCUUUUUUGCUGCGGACAUUAAAGCUCAUUCUUUGCGGCUAUGUUGAAGAUUCAGAGAAUUGCAGCUCGGCAAAGCCUCCAGACAGUCAGGAUGGCCAGCAGCCUGGCUGACUAUGCCCAGUACAAGACACUGAAUGUCACACAACCUGUGGAGUAUGUGGUUCAUGUGGAGAUGAACCGGCCUGACAAGCUGAAUGCUCUCAACACUGAAAUGUGGAAGGACCUGGGCGUGUGCUUCCAGCAGCUGCACGAGGACGCCGAGUGCCGGUCCGUGGUGCUGAGCGGCGCCGGCCGCCUCUUCAGCUCCGGGAUUGACCUCAGCGACCUGAUGGCCGUUGGCAGCGUGGCUAUGGGCGACGGUGACGUGUCUAGGAAGGCUUUCAAGCUGCACCGCACCAUCAAAAACUACCAGGACUGGUUCACUGAUAUUGAAAAGUGCCGUAAGCCGGUGAUCGCCGCCGUGCACGGCGCGUGCGUGGGCGGCGGCGUCGACAUGGUGACGGCGGCCGACGUCCGCCUCUGCUCCCAGGAUGCGUUCUUCCAGGUCAAGGAGGUGGACAUCGGGCUGGCGGCGGACGAGGGCACGCUGCAGCGGCUGCCGAAGGUGAUUGGCAGCCGGAGUCUGGUGAACGAGCUGUGCCUGACGGCGCGCCGGCUCGGCUCGCAGAAGGCGCUCCAGUGCGGCCUCGUCAGCCGCGUGCUUAGCGACAGACAGGUUCUACUGGCGGCGGCGAUCAGCCUGGCAGCCACCAUCGCGCAGAAGUCGCCGGUGGCGGUGCAGUCGACCAAGCAGAACCUGAUCUUCUCGCGCGACCACACGGUGCAGGACGGCCUCGACCACAUGGUGGCCUGGAACGCGGCCAUGCUGCAGUCGGAGGACAUCAUGAAGGCGGCCACCGCCUCCAUGGACCGCAAGGCGCCCCCGGCCGAUUUCGCUAAGCUGUAGCGACGCGGCGUCAUCGCGUUGGUGGCGUGGAAUGUUGGCCUAACGGCAUGGCGUACAACUCAAAUCCCCUCACACGUAAUUUUGCUGCGCUUAGCGUAGUUGUUUUCCAUGAGGCCGGCCUGUCCCACGUGGCUCCGUGUGAGAUAGCAGGGUGUGAGUGCGGUCGGCUGAAUGGACGCGACCGUCCCGCUCGGGUCUCUGCUGAGGCGAGAGCCGCCGUCGGUCGCCGGGGGGUGACUGACGCGGCCUCGGCGGCUCGCUCGCUCGCGCAUGCCCGCGCGCCGGUCGUGGUCGAGCUCCGAGGAGGCGGACCGAACCUCGGCGUGGGUUGGGGCCGGACCGCAGCGUUUGGGGACGCUUGGGGACGCUUGGGAGUGUGGUUGGAAAACGAUAGGUAACGCCAGGUACUGAGUGGUUAUCUAUCUGUGUUACCGGAAUGUGAUGCUCGUUGCCGCUGUUGUGUGUGCGGGUGACGGAGGGAGAUGAUAGCCAUAUCUGAUGCCGUGCACUACCGUUGCCGUAACACAAUGUUUUCACGGGAAUCUUCCUGAUACGGGAAUUCAGGUCUGUGAUUGUGGUCCGAUUCCGCCACUAUUGGGAUUCAGAUUAGCACUCAGUCGUGCAACCACCGAUUCCAUUGCGGAAAACGCAUAUGUAUUGGGCCGUUGCCACAUGUUUGCGUGAUCAUAACAAACUUGGCGUCCGCUGCGGACGUACAGCGUCUAAGAUAGCCAGCAGUAAUGCUUGUAUGGUUCGCUGACUCGGGAAAUACAGAUCAGAGACUCAGGA